AUGCAGGUUAACACCACGCUGGACAUGAUCCCUGCCAAGGUGCAAGAGCAGUCCCAGGACGUGGUGACAAAGACGCAGAACCAGCUGGGCCUCAUCAGCCAGAAGAUCAGGAGCUUGCAGGAGAAGUUGCCGCUCCUGGAUGUGGAGGAGAGAGUCAGGGCCUUCGUGGGCAAUGCUGAAUCGGUGCUGGAGGAGCACAGGGAGCCGAUCAUCGUCUCGGAUAGGCUCAGGUGGAGCGUGUGUACUGUCCUGUGCUGCAUGGUGCUGCUGGUCAUCCUCUGCAACGCUGUCGGGCUGCUGCUGGGGCCCCUGGGGCUGAAGGAAAGCGUGCUGCCCACGCAGCGCAGCAGCCUCUCCAACGCCGGCGGGAACUUCUUCAUGGCAGGUGUUGGCUUCAGCUUCAUCUUCUCCUGGCUGCUGAUGCUGCUAGUGCUGAUCACCUUCGUGCUUGGGGGGAACAUCUACAUGCUCGUCUGUGAGUCCUGGCGCAGCCAGCAGCUCUUCCAGCUCCUGGACACGCCUGGCCUGAUCCCUGGCUUUAACCUGUCGGAGCUGCUGGGUCAGGAGGGUGGCACAGCAAACUUCUCAGAGAUAUACAGGCAGUGCCAGCGAGAUGCUGCCCUGUGGCAAACGCUGCACCUGGACCAGAGCGUGUCCCUGGAUGAACUCUUGAACAUCAGCCAGUACACAGGAGAGAUAUCCACGGCCUUCGAGAAGAUGAACAUCACCCUGAGCCCCAUCUCGCUGCUCAGCCAGAGCCAGAGAGACUUGCUGCUGAAUGCCAGCCAGGCCGGGCAGCCCCCCAACUUCACCCUCACCCUGGAGCAGCUGGAUCAGAACAUGACCCAGGGAAGCCUCCUGGAUCUGGCUGCAGAGCUGGAGCACCUGGCAGACAAAGCGGGUGCGGAUGUGCAAAAGGACCUGGAGGCUGGUGCUCGCAAGCUCAGGAUGCUGGACAAGGAGAUGCAGAUGAGCUUCUCUGGGCUGCUGCAAAGCCUGAAGGAGAACAUCCACUUGGCGCAGAGCGGGACUGCCCAGCUUGAGGCACAGGCAAAAGCUGCGCUGGAUAAAGCCAGUGAAACCCAGGAGUUCCUGGAGAGGGAGACCGCAAACAUCAUCAAGAACGAGACAUGGGCCUUCCUGGAGGAGCUGUUGGACUUCUUUGAGACCUACGUCUCCUGGGCCAAGAGCAAGCUGACGGGAGACGUGGCACGUUGCAAACCCAUAGCUCAGACUGUGGAUAAUGUGGGGGUCAUCACCUGCAACUACAUCCUGGACUCUCUGAACGCCUUCUGGUUCAGCCUGGGCUGGUGUACCUUCUUCCUGCUGCCCAGCAUCAUCCUGGCCGUCAGACUUGCCAAGUUUUACCGCCGCAUGGACAUUGCUGAUGUCUACAG
This is a messenger RNA of Pelecanus crispus (Dalmatian pelican), 1397 nucleotides long. Lineage: Eukaryota; Metazoa; Chordata; Aves; Pelecaniformes; Pelecanidae. The record is from RefSeq and is a predicted model, not a curated record.